Messenger RNA from Monascus purpureus, 1783 nucleotides. The record is from the annotation of a GenBank genome assembly. Lineage: Eukaryota; Fungi; Ascomycota; Eurotiomycetes; Eurotiales; Aspergillaceae.
AAGCACUAAGAGUUAUUAAAUAGUAUCUCCCAUCUACAAAAGAAAUGCCUUAUUCGUUGCAGGGCCGGAACGUCCUUGUCACUGGAGGAUCAAGAGGACUAGGCGCAUUGGUUGCCCGGAAAUUCGCCUCAGAGGGCUCCAAUGUCGCUAUUAACUAUGUCUCGAACCGGGACGCAGCUGAGAAGGUUGCCGCUGAGAUUGAGGCUGAAUAUAAGGUGAAGACGGUUAUUGUGCAGGGUGACGGAGGAGUUGAAAGUGAUUGCGUCAAGGUCGUAAAGACAGCCAUUGAUCAAUUAGGGGGGUUGGACAUUGUGAUUUCGAAUGCGGGUUGGACUAAAAUAACCGCAUUCGGUGAUCUGGAUGCAAUGACCGAUGAAGACUGGGAUAAGUGCUGGUCCACAAAUGUCAAGGGAAACCUUUACCUUUUCAGGGUAGCACUGCCGACAUUCAACACGAAUCCAGAAGGGGGUGUGUUCAUCAUCACUUCUUCAACGGCAGCUGUCACUGUAAGUGGUAGUAGCCUGCCAUAUUCCGUCACGAAAGCAGCAGGAUUACACUUGAUGAAAUGCCUCGCACAGACUCAAGGAUCCAAAGUCCGGGUGAAUGCCGUGCUUCCGGGGCUUUUGCUUACUGAAUGGGGUCAACGAUUCCCCCCGGAGAAGAUCAAGGGAUAUGAAGAUAAGGCUGUUCUCAAGAAAACGCCUGAGGUGGAAGACACGGCCGACUUGUAUAUUAUGAUCGCCAAAAACACGUCUAUGACGGGCCAGUCACUGCAGAUCGGUAAGACUUUCCCUUUCUCGCUCAUUCUAAAAGUAUUGAUAUAGGCUGAUUUUAUAGACUGUGGCUUUGCCAUCAAAUAAACGACAGGAGUGUAUAGUCGGAGAAUGGGAGCGCAUUUGGACGACAUGUAUGGGGUAUCAUUGAUAAAGUACAUACAAUUACAUGCAUUUCUGACGCCUUCACAAGAUCAUCGGAGACGAUCAUAGAAGAAUGUGUAAUCAGAACUGCCCAAGUAAAAAGUCUGGUCGCUAACCAUUCGGGCUUUAAGGGCGGCCCGGAAACCGUCUGCAACUCGCUCUCCUUCCACCUUCAUCUCCUUGAUGCGGAUCAAACUGCCAUCCCGUGUGAAGACGUAAAGCCCCUUGCCAUCCUGUCUCUUCUCAAAUGGCGACGUCCCUUCCACAAAAGGUAGGCCAGGAGUAAGAGAGGACGGAUCAUAGCCCUGGGGCAGUUCGACUCUCUCCAUAGAAGCGAGAAUGACUCUCUUUUGUUGAAAGCUACGAGUUUCACCACCCGGAACAUCUGGUACGGUAGUAGCCGUACUCCACAACGGACCAAGUACUCGGCUCCGCUUGUUGAUUUUCGCCCACGUCCAGUUCUCCCAAUCGACAUGUCGAUCCUCUGUUGUUAUUUUGGCUGCAUGAAUCAAGUCCUGUUCCCCUUCCGCACGAUACCAACCUGCAUGUUCUAGCGGGGGGACAAAAACACCACUUUUGAUACCGUCAAUGAGCAUUCGAGCCCCCUUCGCAGAAACCAGGUCUAGCAACUCCGAGACGGUACAGGAUUCGGGGUUCGGUAUCUCAAACCCGGGGGGUGGCGUCUGUUUUAGAAUAGUGCCAUGGUCGAAGUGUUUAUCAUGGAGGGUCUGAAGAGUAACGCCGGUCCUCGUUCUACCGGCGAGGAGAGUAUGAUGUAGUGGUGCAGGGCCACGGAAACUGCAGGGACAUGAUGCAACAUGGGUAAGCGAAUAGUCCACCUAACAAGAAAUCUAUUCUUGUUUACC